Messenger RNA from Syngnathoides biaculeatus (alligator pipefish), 1257 nucleotides. It is a transcript of the gene fgfbp2b, whose product is annotated as fibroblast growth factor binding protein 2b. Gene Ontology annotation, molecular function: growth factor binding. Gene Ontology annotation, biological process: cell-cell signaling. The transcript has 3 exons. The record is from RefSeq and is a predicted model, not a curated record. NCBI's taxonomy places the organism in Eukaryota, Metazoa, Chordata, Actinopteri, Syngnathiformes, Syngnathidae. The coding region runs from base 524 to 1141 and encodes 205 amino acids.
UCACCAUUUUCACGGCGCCAUAUUGGCAGAAAGAGCUGCUCGACAUUGUGGGAGACGUUGAACCGGAGGAGAAUAUUUACAAUACCCGGGACCUGUUGAGCUGUUGGUUGUCAAAGCGGUCAUUCUAUGGAAUACCAGCUGAAAAGACCAGAAAAUAUCGAUGGAUUUUGGCAAUUAAACAAGAUGGACGGUGCCUGACCAAAAUACGCACACACCUGUGGAGCGAUCGCUUCAUUUCAGAUGUCUGACGGUAUCGGACAAGACUCUGGGCGUCGUGCUACGAGUCAUAUUUCCGUGUCGUCUCACACCGACUCACCAAUGAACAAGACCGGCAAUAUGGCGAGGUAAACAAAAAUCACGUGAUUUUAUGUCAUACGUGCACGAGCACUAGAAAGGCAAACUGAGGACGGGUCAGCCGCAGUGACGUCAGCAAGUCUUACAUUCACCUGAAGAAAGGCGUCUUUGUCCCCCCCGGACCUUAUAAAGCAGCUCUCGGACUUGUCUCGCAAAAGGUAACGUGAACAUGCGGGCCCGAGUUCUUGUUCUCGUGGUGGCGACGUGGGUGUGCGCGUGCCACGCUCAAAGCGACACCGGCGUCAACGACGCCAACAGGCAGCAGCAGCAACGCAGCAUCUGGGACGAGCCCAUCCGCUUCAGCACCAAGAGCAAGGACGCGUGCACCAUGGCGGUGUCGGGGGCCUCCGACUCCACCCGGCUGCGAGUUUCCUGCAAGGGGCCCGCGCCGGCGGGUCGCACGUACCACUGCGACUUCCAGGGCAAGCCGGCCCUGUGCCGCGCCUACAGCCUCAACCCGCGACACUACUUCACGCAGAUCAUGUGGGAGCUCCGAAAACUGGCCCACGCCUGCCAGGGCGCCAAGCUGUACCGGCCGCCCAUGUGCAAGAGGCACCCCGACGAGGUCCAGAUGAGCCUCCUGCCGGCCCGGCCCCGGGCCGCCAAGCCCCAGGCGGGGAAAGCCGUCACGGCCCCGACCAGGAAGACCGCCCCCAAGUCCCCCAAGACCACCGUGCGGUCCCCGACGGAGCUGCCCCAGUCCAAAGCGGCCCGCAUGGCCACCGAGUACUGUUGGAAGAGCUUCCAGGGCAUCUGCACGUACAUCAUCGGGUUGUUCAAGAACUGACUCGGACCGGUGGGAGACGCCACUGAUGGACUUGUCACAUGACAUCACGAUUCACCAACUGAGCUUCGCUGUUGUGAGCGACCACAAAAAAAAAAAAAAAAAUGGAAGGAGAAUAA